Messenger RNA from Musa acuminata subsp. malaccensis (wild Malaysian banana), 1071 nucleotides. RefSeq lists its product as uncharacterized. The record is from RefSeq and is a predicted model, not a curated record. Lineage: Eukaryota; Viridiplantae; Streptophyta; Magnoliopsida; Zingiberales; Musaceae.
UCCCUCUCCCUUGUCUUCCUUCCUUCACCUUCAGCCUUCGACUUCAAACGUCGGCAACCUCUUCUCCUCGGCGAUUUCUCGACUCGAGAAGGCUUCUUGUUCUUACCCUUUGACAACCCCUAGGGCUGGAUCUGGUCACCGCUGGAGGGUGGCCCGGAUACAUGGCGUUCUCGGCGGAGGCGGCCAACUCGGCGGUGUCGGCGGCGCGGGGGAGCCUCCUUCACAAGUUUUCAUUUCCGAUCCUGAAGACGUGGGGGAACCAGCGGUUGUUCCGCUGCACGAGCGUGGACGGCAAGGGGGAGGCCGUCGCCGCGGGCGGCCGGAGUGCGUCCGAUGCGGCGAGGGGCGGGAUCCGUGUUCCCGAGGUGAGCGGCGACGAAAGGGGGGUCGAGGAGGUGAGGGAAAAGCUUUUCGUUCACCUGAAGGAGGCGGCUGACCGAAUGAAGCUGGCAAUUCCUCCGCCGGCGCCGCUCAAGGGCGGGGACGCUGAUAAGAAAACGGAUCGGGAAGCGGAGGCAGACGCGGAACCGUCUUCCUCAUCUAUGGCGCGGUCGUGUAAACUAAGAACGAGGCGGCGGGGACCCAGGACUCCUUCGGUGUUCGAGCGGCAAACUAGUGCGUCGCCGGUGGCGGCGGCGGAGAAGAGGCCGGUGCGGCUUAGGUCGGGAAGCAUAGCACCCGAGGAGCGGCCCAAGUUCUCGAUCACUCUCACGAGGGAGGAGAUCGAGGAGGACAUCUACUCGGUGACGGGGCACAGGGCCCGCCGGCGGCCCCGAAAGCGUCCCCGUGUGAUCCAGAAGCAGCUCGAUUUGUUGUUCCCAGGUUCAUGGUUGUCGGAGAUCACCCUCGACACGUACAAGGUUCCCGAUUAGAGGCAAGGUCUCACCUGCGGUGGUGCCAAUUCUUCCCCUCUUCUCUCCGCCGCAGAAAGCUUUCCUGGUAGUUCCGCCAUUAAUCCUCUUUCCGUUCCUACAAUUCUUAUUUCUUAGCAGUUAAUUCGGCUCUAUUUGUACUCUGCUGUUGUUAUUAUUCAAGGAAACAGACAUCUAUAAAUGCUCUCUGUUCAUCUUA